UCACUAAUGCAUCAGAUAAUGGCAGAGGCCGAGGCGAGGGAAGAAGACGCUCUUACUUUAACGAAGAAACUUCGUGAUUUCUCCGUAAAGUACGUCAAGAUUUCUGAGGAAGACAUGACUCUCGUCAGAAAGUUGGUCAAAGAAUAUAUUGAAGACAAGAUCAUAAUGUAUUGUCGGGAGAAUUCUAAGAUUCAGAUACUAAAACUGGAGUACACUGGCAGUUUUUACGAGAGGCUGAAGACUGAAGCCGCUGAUGAAGUAGAUAUCAUGAUAGUAUUUAAAACGCAAACAGCAGAAAUCACGGUAAUAGAAUCCGAUGUACCCGGGUAUGUCCUUCUCAUGGCAAAAGAAAGCUCAGUGGUACGUAAGUAUGCGUGGGAUGAUGGAUUUAUUAGCCCCAAACGCAUCCGAGAUCUUUGGUUCGGUCUCGUUCAGCGAGCAGUGAAUUAUAUUCACGCUAAACCACCAUAUUCUGAAGUUCCUGUGGUUUUGCGUAACCACGGACCAGCUGUGCUGUUAGACAUUAAAAAAAUUUUAUCAGUUGAUCUCGUCCCUUGCUUCCAAGUGGAAGGUAAAUAUUAUGUGCCCAAGCCUCUGAAAGGGAAACGAUUUGUGUCGGAACCAAAGCUUCUUUUUUGGAGGCAGUCGUUUUCGGUAGAGGAGAAGCAAGUUUUACAGUCGAUGGACAGGGGAGACCAUGGCUGCAGGCACGAGCUUCUCCGAAUCGUGAAGACCGUGGUGAAAAGACCGGAGACAUCUUUACCAAUGGAUUCCUUUUACUUGAAAAACGCCUUUAUGCACUACAUUUACGGAGGAGGCAAAGAUUGGGUGAGCGGAGACGCGUUAGGAAAGCAUUUCCUUAACUUCCUAGAGACAUUACGGAUUCAUAUGGAAAGGAGAAGUCUUCCUCACUAUUUCCUACCUGAUGCAAACCUUCUGGAUGAUUUUAAGGAAGAAGUUGUCAAGCAGAUGGCAAAUCGUUUGAGAAGGAUUCUGGAAAGCGAAAAAAGGCUAAACAAAAUUCUUGAAUAG
Pocillopora verrucosa is the source of this 1032-nucleotide messenger RNA. The record is from RefSeq and is a predicted model, not a curated record. NCBI's taxonomy places the organism in Eukaryota, Metazoa, Cnidaria, Anthozoa, Scleractinia, Pocilloporidae.